GCAUGUACUACUGGUGAUCGGCUGAGUUUGGUUAAACUCUUUCAUGGCUUCAUUCUUUUAUGCAUGAGCACGCGUAUGGGAUCUGCAGCACUCUCCAGCGCUAGUCUUGGAAAUGAAACCGAUUGCAUGGCGCUACUCGACUUCAAGAAAAGCAUCACUCAAGAUCCUCUCCAUGUCAUUAGCUCAUGGAAUGAUUCCGUCCAUUUCUGCGGUAGGGUAGGCGUUAUGUGCACCCAUUACACCAAAAGAGUCUUGAUGUUGAACCUUCAAGAUGAAAAAUUGGCAGGCUCUUUACCUCCUUCUAUAGGGAAUAUUUCCUAUCUUACUAGAAUCAACCUAGUAAGCAACAGCUUUCGUGGUGAAAUUGUAGGAACUAUACAUGGUUAGUCUUCAACAAGGAUCACAAACAACAAUUUACAUAUAACAUUACAAGAGUUGGCAUUAAAAAAAAAUUGACCAUACCUGAGAACCCAUCUGCCCAACAACAAAGACAGCAGCAACACCAUCUGAAAAACCUGGUGCAGGCUGUGUUUACUGGUAAUACAUAAGAAUUCUUCUACUUGUUUAAGACCUUAUGUUCCAAAGGUGAUAGAACCCUUAAUCUCAGAACGAUACUUCACAAGUAGGGAAUUGGAUUAUAUAUAUACACAGAUUUCAUCUGAUUUCCAUCUAUCGUGGAAAUCAGUUACUGCAGUUGUUGGUGUUAACCCAAGUCAAUUUGCCGUUUCAUCCACUCCAUGAUUUGAUGCUCCACAUGCAGUGCACUGUGCUUUACAGAUUGGAAUAUGAUUCCCACGUUAAGGAUGUAAUGAUUAUGCAUAGUGGACAGCAAGGCCACUGCAUGUGUAUACUGACUGAUGAUUCAUAGACAGCAAGGAUGCAACUUCCAGUUGUUUUGUUUAUUUGCAUGCGUGUGUAGUAAUCUAUGAAUAAAACUCUGCUGCAAUUGCAGCAGAUGAUGAUUAAAAGAAAGAUAGUUUUAUAUAUACUUAUAAUGUUAGUCAAGUCCAAUUAGGUAUCCAACAGAAAUUCCUGAAGAAAUUGGUCGUCUGCAAAGCUUGCACAUUCUCAACUUGCCUCACAGUUCCUUCAGCGGGAAAAUUCCAACCAAUUUGUCCCAGUGCAAACAAUUGUGUGAUACUGUGACGACAAUCCUUAUCUAGAAAACAAUUAGCAACCUAGAAUUCACUAGGAAGAACGAGAGAGUAAACUCACGUUCGAUUGAUAAUAAGCAUCAAUCCUUACACCAAUAAGAUGUAUUUAUAUGUUCAAAACAUAAAACCAAACCCUAAUGUUCAAAUAGGAAAUAAAACAAACAAUUAACAAAAUUCUAAAAGUAUCCCUAAAACUUAAAACACUGUUUUGGAAUAGUAAACGAUGGAUUUUUGCAAAAAUUGCAUUGUUCUCUUCAAAACGACAUAUUAUAGGCUCUACUACAAUAUUGAUGACGAGACUUGCAUUUUGCCAGCCUUACAAUCAGUUGUGCAUCUUCCGAGCUACUCUUCAAUGAUUGAGUUUAAGUUCGAACGUAAGUUAUCAUUUCAAAGCUUAUUGGUAAUUAAUCCAUAUUUGAUCGCCAAUAAUCUUUUACAAAUUUGAUUGUCGCUUUUCCAUGGCCCUUGCUAGUUUUUGGCAGAUUAGCAGCUAGAGACUAGAGUACCUGAGAUAUAACAAUGCUUAAAUGUUUGUAAACCACUUGGGGAUCACUGAUGAGAUUUAACUAAUAAAGUAAUUAGUGCUUUAAUCGUUGAAGGGCAUUUUAAAAAAAAAUUAUAUUUCUAAAGUUAACAGAUAAUUGUGGAUGUCUACGUUAAAUUCACACUCCAGCAAUUGGCAAAGGAAGAAAAGUGUGCCAUGCUAAGGUAUGAAUUGAGUGGUAGGCCCUGCUGGUAUAGAAAAUAAGUAUGAGUCCAAAUUAACAAACAUCUUGAAUGUGAGAACAAUUAGCCAUCGACAGAUGUGGAUUGAGGGGAUGUUUGGAACUGUUUUUGGAAGACUAAUAACAUUUUAUGACAAUUAGAAGCGUUUCUGAUUAAAUAAAAUACAUUUGACUCAUAGAAAUACUUCGUAAAAAGGUGCUUGUUCAAGAAAUGCUUCGAAGUAAAUUAUAAAAGCAAUUGAAUUUAAAUAAAUAAAAAAUUGAACUUUUUCUAAUGAAAGUACUUUUAGUAAAAGUCUUUGUGAGUAGAAGUGUUUCUUACAAAAACAAUCCUGAAAGGAAAAACUUAUGAGUAACGGGGACACUGCUUCCAACAUCCCUAAAAGGUGCAUUUGGAACUUGUAAGUCCAAAAUGCUUCAAGUUCUACUUUUCCCUGUACUUUUCUUUUGGGUCAUUUGAACAAGGACAAAACUGAGGCUCAAUGAACACGUAAAUCUUAGUUAAGUCUUCAUCAAGCAACAAUCACUCGUUGAUUCCAGAGAGGUAGGGUCUGUAAUUAUGCCCAAUUGCACUGCGAGGACAAAGACCUAGGAGCUGCAGACUAUUUUCGGUCUCCUCACAAUCACUGGCUAUAAUUCAAUCAAGAUUAUGUUCUAUGUGAUAAGAUAUAUCGUGUAUUUGUGUUUCGUAUGCAUUCCUGUAAACGAAGCUUGAUUUCUAAUUUCACAGCCAAAAGAGAGGAAAAAACAGAGUUCAUUAUUUGCCAUCUGUAUUUUGGUGAGGAUGGAGCAUGCACGUACUACUGGAGGCAGGCUGAGUUUGGUUAAACUCUUUCAUGGCUUCAUACUUCUAUGCGUGAGCACGCGUAUGGGAUCUGCAGCACUCUCGAGCACUAGUCUUGGAAAUGAAACCGAUCGCAUGGCGCUACUCAUCUUCAAGAAAAGCAUCACUCAAGAUCCUCUCCAUGUCAUGAACUCAUGGAAUGAAUCCGUCCAUUUCUGCGGUUGGGUAGGCGUUACGUGCAACCAUUACACCAAAAGAGUCUUCAUGUUGAACCUGCAAGAUAAAAAAUUGACAGGCACUUUACCUCCUUCUAUAGGAAAUCUUUCCUAUCUUACUAGAAUCAACCUAGGAAGCAACAGCUUUCGUGGUGAGAUUCCUCAAGAAAUUGGUCGUCUGCAAAGCUUGCACUUUCUCAACUUGUCUCACAAUUCCUUCAGUGGGAAAAUGCCAACCAAUUUAUCCCAGUGUACACAACUAAAGACGAUUGAGUUUCGUUACAAUGAGCUUAUUGGGUCAAUUCCAAACCAACUCAGUUCCUUGUUGAAAUUAAAUCAUAUGGGGUUUGGUAAUAACAAUCUCACUGGAAUCAUCCCGACUUGGAUAGGAAACUUUUCUUCUCUGCAUCACUUUGAUCUUAGCUAUAACAACUUGCGAGGAAGCAUACCCAAUGAGCUCGGGCGGCUAACAAGAUUGCGAAGAUUCACACUUCAAGAAGACAAUCUCUCUGGUAUAAUCCCUGCUUCAAUCUAUAAUAUUUCUUCCAUAUCCUUGUUUGGUGUUAUUCUAAACCAACUGCAUGGAGAGCUACCGCCAAAUGUCGGCACUACUCUUCCUAAUCUCCAAAAAUUUGUCGGUGGCGGCAACAAAUUCACAGGAAAUAUUCCCGCAUCAUUGGCAAAUGCUUCUAGACUACAAGUUUUUGACUUUGCUAAAAAUGACCUUACUGGAACAAUUCCUGCUAAUCUUGGAUCCUUACGAAGCUUAGUUAGGCUAGGCCUUAAUAGCAAUAGGCUGGGAAGUGGGAAAACUGGCGACCUGAAUUUUCUCAAAUUUUUGGCUAAUUGUACUAGUCUUGAGUGGUUGAAUCUUUACAAAAAUCAAUUUGGAGGAAAAUUGCCCGUAUCCAUUUCCAACCUUUCUACCACACUAAGAAAUCUUUAUCUGGGGGAAAAUUUGAUACAUGGAAGCAUCCCCUUGGGUAUUGAAAAUCUUGUAAAUUUGGCCAAUAUUGAAAUGGAGAAUAAUGAUUUCAGUGGUAGUCUCCCUAAAGAAAUUGGGAAGCUUCAGAAAUUGGAAGACUUAUGUUUGGGCGACAACAAUUUUUCUGGACCAAUCCCAUCAUCUCUAGGUAACUUGACUUUAUUGACAGAACUCUAUCUAUACAACAAUAGAUUUGCUGGAAACAUACCACCAAGUCUAGGAGAUUGCCAACAUCUACUAGCACUUGACCUUUCUGGAAACAAUCUUACAGGCACCAUACCUACAGAGAUUUUUAGGCUUUCAUCCCUUUCAAUUUAUUUGGUAAUGUCAGACAACAAGUUGACAGGUCCAGUGCCAUCUGAAGUUGGUCUUUUGGUAAAUCUAGUAGAGCUAAAUUUAUCAAGAAACAAUUUAUCAGCUGAAAUUCCUCCAAGCAUUGGAAGUUGUAUUAUGUUGGUGCGUUUGUAUUUGGGAGGUAAUGAGUUUCAAGGAAUAAUUCCUCAAUCUCUUAAAAGUUUAAGAAGCCUGGAAGAGAUGGAUCUUUCACGCAAUAACUUAUUCGGGCAUAUUCCUGAAUUUCUAACCAAGUAUAGAUUUCUUAGGCAUCUCAACCUUUCAUAUAACAAUUUUGAGGGUAAAGUGCCUGAAGAAGGAAUCUUUUCAAAUGCAACUGCUCUCUCAAUUCUUGGAAAUCCUAAGCUCUGUGGUGGCAGCUCGAAAUUACAUUUACCUGCUUGCCCCAACAUAAAGCCUCAUUCAUCUCGAGGACUACUUGCCCGAAAAGUAAUCAUCCUAGUAGCUUGUGCACUUGCCUUCAUAAUUGCUAUGUCUUGCUUCAUUGUUGCUUGCUCAAUGCUUAAAAAGCGAAGAGGUAUACCUACAACUUCAUGUUCUUAUAAAGAUUGGAAAUCAGGAGUCUCUUACUCAGAACUUGUUGAAUCAACUAACGGGUUCUCUAGGGAAAAUCUGAUUGGUUCAGGAAGUUUUGGUUCUGUUUACAAAGGAGUAGCCCCCGGUGAUGGAACUCUAGUUGCAGUAAAGGUAUUAAACCUUCAACAACAAGGAGCAUCCAAGAGUUUUAUGGAUGAAUGCAAAGCUUUGAGAAGCAUAAGACACCGUAAUCUUCUCAAGGUCAUAACUGUAUGCUCAAGCAUUGACAAUCAGGGUCAAGAUUUCAAAAGUCUAGUUUUUGAGUACAUGGUGAAUGGAAGCCUAGAUAUGUGGUUGCAUCCGAGACAUGAUGAGCAAUCUCAAAGCAAGAGAUUGAGCCUUAUCCAAAGACUCAAUAUUGCAAUUGAUGUUGCUUUAGCAUUGGAUUAUCUCCACCACCGUUGUGAAACUUCAAUUGUUCAUUGUGAUAUGAAGCCAAGUAAUGUUCUUCUUGACGAAGAUAUGGUAGCUCACGUUGGUGACUUUGGUUUAGCAAGGUUCCUCUUGGAAGAGUCUGAUGAUCCAUCUCAAAGUCAAACCAUGUCAACCGGGUUAAAGGGUUCGAUAGGUUACAUUCCUCCAGAGUAUGGCAUGGGAGGUCAAGUUUCCAUCUUUGGAGAUAUUUAUAGCUUUGGAAUAUUGUUGCUAGAAAUAUUCACAGGAAGAAAACCUACAGAUGACAUGUUCAACGAUGGUCAAAGCAUUCGCCAGUUCGCUACCAUAGCAAUGCCUGACAAUGCCAUGGACAUAGUUGACCCUUCAUUGCUCAUUGAAUGUGGAGAUGUAGAUGGCAGCCGACUUGAAGCAAGAAGGUUGAAGGAAUGCUCAGUUGCAGUCAUUCAAAUUGGACUCUCUUGCUCUGCAAUAUCACCGCCAGAGCGGAUGCUUAUGGAUGUUGUUGUCAACAAAUUGAAGAAAAUUAGAGAAUCAUAUCUCAAUUAAGAGGUACAUGCUAGAAAUAUAAAUGUGAGUCCCGUUCUCGUAGACACUGUUGUACAAGAAAAUUGUGAUUAACCACCUUUCGAUCUUAAUCCAACAAUGGAGGACUUAAGAUCAAAUGGUGGGUGACCACAAUUUUUUUCAACCACAGGAUCUAGGAUAACAGGACUGAUAAAUGUGAGGUUAAGUUUGUUGUAAAAUUAACGUUGUCUCAUGUUUGUGUGCAAGAAAUCAUUUGAAUAAGGAUAUUAUAUGUAUCAAAUUUGUGUGACAUCAUGUAAGGUUGAACUCAGCAUUUCAUAUAGUAGAAUAAGGAAAGAAUGUUUCAUUUGUUAA
This is a messenger RNA of Pyrus x bretschneideri (Chinese white pear), 6068 nucleotides long. RefSeq names its product probable LRR receptor-like serine/threonine-protein kinase At3g47570. NCBI's taxonomy places the organism in Eukaryota, Viridiplantae, Streptophyta, Magnoliopsida, Rosales, Rosaceae. Bases 2664 to 5735 code for a protein of 1023 amino acids. The record is from RefSeq and is a predicted model, not a curated record. The transcript is spliced from 3 exons. Gene Ontology annotation, biological process: protein phosphorylation. Gene Ontology annotation, molecular function: protein binding; ATP binding; protein kinase activity.